Molecule: messenger RNA, 6249 nt
Organism: Globicephala melas (long-finned pilot whale)
Lineage: Eukaryota; Metazoa; Chordata; Mammalia; Artiodactyla; Delphinidae
Gene: CBX7
Product: chromobox 7
Biological process (GO): negative regulation of transcription by RNA polymerase II
Cellular component (GO): PRC1 complex
Source: RefSeq, a predicted model, not a curated record
GCGCGCUCGCUCGCCGGCUCGCGCGCGCCGAGGAAAACGUUGCGCAGGUUCAAAAAUGGAACGUCGGCGGCGUGAGGGAGCGCAAGGGGGUGUGCGCGCGUGCGCGUGCGCGUGCGCGCCCGGGCGAGGGUGACUGGGACCCCGCCGGCCCGAGCAUCGCGCGCCGCAGCCGCGGCCCCGCAGCUCCGCCCCCGGCCCGGCCCGGCCCGGCCCCGGGCCCGCUUGCCCGCCGCCCCGCAUGGAGCUGUCAGCCAUCGGCGAGCAGGUGUUCGCCGUAGAGAGCAUCCGGAAGAAGCGCGUGCGGAAGGGUAAAGUCGAAUAUCUGGUGAAGUGGAAAGGAUGGCCCCCAAAGUACAGCACGUGGGAACCGGAGGAGCACAUCCUGGACCCCCGCCUGGUCAUGGCCUAUGAGGAGAAGGAGGAGAGAGACCGAGCAUCGGGGUAUAGGAAGAGAGGUCCGAAACCCAAGCGGCUUCUGCUGCAGCGGCUGUACAGCAUGGACCUGCGGAGCUCCCACAAGGCCAAGGGCAAGGAGAAGCUCUGCUUCUCCCUGACGCGCCCACUCGGCAGCGGGAGCCCCGAGGGGGUGGUCAAGGCGGGGGCACCCGAGCUGGUGGACAAGGGCCCCUUGGUGCCCACCCUGCCCUUCCCGCUCCGCAAGCCCCGCAAGGCCCACAAGUACCUGCGGCUCUCACGCAAGAAGUUCCCGCCCCGCGGGCCCAACCUGGAGAGUCACAGCCAUCGACGGGAGCUCUUCCUGCAGGAGUCAGCGGCCCCGGACGUCCUGCAGGCGGCCAGCGAGUGGGAGCCUGCUGAGCAGCCCCCUGAAGAGGAGGACGCAGAUCUGGCCGAGGGGCCCCCCUCCUGGACACCCACGCUCCCCUCAAGUGAAGUGACAGUGACCGAUAUCACCGCCAACUCCAUCACCGUCACCUUCCGCGAGGCCCAGGCAGCUGAGGGCUUCUUCCGAGACCGCAGCGGGAAGUUCUGAAUCACCAUUUUUACUCUUCUUCAACUGUUUUCUUUUGGGCUUGGGGUGGGGACUUCCAGAAAUGGGGAGGGGUUGGGGUGGGUAAUUAUUUUAUUUAAAGAAACAUUGACGAGGAGAAGGGGGGAAGAUCCCAGCACUUUCCCACGGCCCCGCCCCUUUCUCUGUGCGGACGUUUACAGGGCGGCCUUGGGUCUGUGUCAGGGCUGGGCCUGGGGAGGCCUGGCACUGCUCUGUCACUUGGGGUACCAUCUCCAGGGUAGGAUGGGGACAGGACCAGCCUCCCCCGGACACCUCCAUCACCAUUCUUCUCUAGAGAGACAGCAGCUGGUCCCCAGGACUAAAGGAGGAUGGGAAGGCCUGAACCCUCCCCUUAAGCAGCCCACCCCAGCCUUUCUGGUUGGUUUCCCCUUUGCCUUUUUGUGUGUGUGUGUUUGGGGAGGGGUCUUUAUUUUUAACUUUCCACUCCAGCUUUGCGGGGGGAUAUGGAGGCUGGCUUUGACCAGAAGUGAUUGGGUCACAGAGCUAAGGGGCUGGGAAGGGUUUGAGAUUGCUGGGCACGUCCCACCCCUUCAGAAAGGUCUCUCCUUUCCCCUGGGGGCAGCUGCCAGCUAAGCCCCUUCCGCUGAGAGCUACCCGCCCCAGCUCCAUCGCCUGGCCCGUGCAAACUGCUCACUUGCACACCCAGCCCUGCAGGUGUGUGCACACGGCCCCUCGCGCCCUCAUGACUGCAUACGCCGGUCCGCAGACGUGUGCAGCGGGUCUUGCAAGCCUCCUGACUGGGUGGACGGGGCGGGGUGGGGGGGGAGUGAUUCACAGCACAGAAGAGCUUGCUGUAGGCAGCCCCGCUCAUCCCACCUUGCACAGCACUUCGCCUGACAGGACCUAUCCGAGUCAGCGUGGAUAGCUGUCAGUGGAGGGCAAGGCUCCGGCCAGGGGGCAGCUGGAUGGCCUCCGACGCUCCAGGCGUGCGGAUGAAGUCUUGUGGUGUCACCUGGGUAGCCACGGGCGUGCAAGCGUGUGCAUGUGUGCUGUGCAACGGCACGAGCUCUGAGGCACUUGUGCCCUGUCCCCCCCACCCCCGGGGCUCCUGUUCUCUCUGACUCAGGUGACUUUCCAGCCCUUCUGUCUCCCCUCUUUUUCUGCCCUCCCCUUCAACUCAGCCAACCAGACAUGGGCGUGGGUGGUCAGGGAGGGAGGAAGCGUCCCACCACCUUCUCAGGGCAGCCCUCGACUCCUGACACCCUUCCUCCUUCCAUUCUGGGUCUCCCCCGCAUCCACCCUCAGUGCUGCAGCUGGGACUAACCUUGUUUCUCUGCGGCGGGACCUCUGCCAUGUCUUCCUGUGGUCGGGCUGUAGUGGGUGAUGGGUCAGGCUGUGCACGAGCCCCCCACCCUGGCAGGGGCCUGUGUCUGCCAGAAGAGGGGCGCUCCGUUUCUGGUUUGCACAGACGUGCCCUGUGGACUAGUGGCUCCCCUGGCAGUAAGGAGUGACUUCUCCCCUAUCCUGGUCCUGCAGGGGAGAAAAAGCCAGAUUGGGGGUGGGCCCCAGGGGAGCAAGUGAAAGGCUGGCCCCCUCGCCUCUCCCCAUUGUCAGACCAGGCACUCAGGUCCCUCCCCCGGGGCUGUCUCCAUGCUCUGCUGUGUCCUGAGGAAGUGGGCAGAAUCCUGCUGAGGCUCGACUAGGGCAGUUCUUCCCCCAGACUCUUCUUCCCAAGUUCCCAAACCAAAGACAGCCUGCACCCCCUUUUUGUUUGGGGUGCCUUGCUGGCAAGAUCCCAGAUCCCUGAGUGUCUGUCUCCCCUUCCUCCUUAAUCCUUCGUUGUCCAGGGUCAAUUCAGUGCUUCCAUUGGGGGAUGGCUUCCUCCCCCCCACCCCAUGACUUGAUUCACCCCCAGGCUAGGGGGUUGUGUCUAGGGGAGUCUGGGGGUGGACCAGGGAACGAAGGAGCAGUGGGGAACCUCCCCAGCUGCGGGACCCUGGGAAGGGGAAGGGCAGCCUGAGUGGGAAGCUGUCCCAGAUCAGGGGCUCCCGGCAGAGGAGAAGGUGGUGGGCAGGGGUGUCGCGCUGACGGAAAGCUGUGGGCCCUGGCUUGGGACUCGGCUGGCUUCAGCUUCCAAGAGAAGUCACACUCCGCAGCCCCAGGGGACACGUGGCCUCUCCUGCCUCACUUUGAAGAGCUGUUUGUGUAGUUUGCGGGUCUGGGGCCUCUCUUGUGGGGUGAGGCAGCUGCCACAGAGGAGCACUUCUAGCCUCUCUCUCAGCCCUUCACAGCCCGCAGGGCGCCCUGCUCUCUGGAGGGCCGGACCUGGGAGCGGAGCCUCCCUGGGGGAAGGGCUGCAGGCUGUUAGGACCUUCCUGCCCAGGACCCAGGACGGUGACCUCUGUGAGGGGCUGGAAGUGGCCUUGCAGGACUCCUCCAGCCCUGAGCGUCCCAGAGGGCCUUUGGGUGAGAGGGGGCAAGGUGGGCACGACCUCCCACCCCACUGCCACCCGAGAAGGCCAGUACUCACUUGGGGGUGGGCGUUGAAAAGGUUGGACCACCUGCCUUUCCUUCCCCCAGCCCCACCUGUUUUGAAUGUAGAGAGACCGGUUGGUACUUUUCUUUUGCUGUGGGGUGGGGCGAGGGGCAUAUUCUCCGCCCGUGGCGCGGCCACUCGGGAAUCACCGCCGCUCUUAGGAUGGUGGUCCCUCCACCAGCUUCCCCCUGGCUCCUGCCCUGGGGGAGGGCGCUUGGCUUGUCAAGUGGUGUCGCUUUUGCUUUAUAACUGGCCAGCCUGACCUCCGGGUCUCAGCACAAGAACGCUUCCUUUGCACAGAAUGAGCGUCGAGCUUUGUUCAGACUAAAUGAAUGUAUUUGGGAGGGGUUGGGGGCGCGAGUCAAUUCCAAGCACACGCCGUUUCAGAGUGAGUGUGUGCGGGGAGAGCUAGAGCAGAUGCAGAGCGUGGUUUUAUUUUUGUACUGAUAUUGGUAAGAGACUGUAUAGCAUCUAUUUAUUUAGAUGAUUUAUCUGGUAAAUGAGGCAAAAAAAUAUUAAAACUACAUUAAAGAUGAUUUUAAAAAAAAGCUCUUGGGCAUCUGAUCAUUGCUUGUGAUGGUGUCACAGCUGUGCCGAGAAAAGAGCUGCAGCCCUGGGGGUGAGCCCUCCAGACCUCCCAGGCCCCCCAGAGCCAUCUUGGCAGUACAUGGGGCUGGCGCCAGGUGUCCUUGUCCGCUUGCAAAUCCUGAGACAUGGCGAUGCUCUCAUGUCCAUACAGUCUCCCUGUCUGGUUAGUUUUCCCCUCAAAGUUGCAAACCCUCAGAUCCAGCCCCACACGUGUUCUUGACACUCCUGUUCCUGUGUGUCUGUGGGUCUCGCACGUCUUCCGGUGGGUAAGUUAUUUCCUCCUGGGUAAGGAGUGUGCUCCCUGCCUGGUCAAUGCUGGGAAAAGGAGGGGGAGGCGAAGGUGGAUUGAGAAGGAAACGUGCGAUCUUGAGGAGUAUCUGCCUCAGGUGAAGCCCUUACUUGGUCACCAGGUAGUCAGCCGUCUUCUAGUGCCAGCCAGAGAGGUCAGGGGAUUGUGGUGGGCAAGUUUCUUGGGCCCGUUAUCCCUAAUGUUUUCAUCCCAGGGCUUCGAGCUCUGCCUCUUCCCUGUUGGCCCUCAACUUAGCAUAAGAGGCCCAUGAGGCAGUGUGUUCAGUCUCCUUUGCAGCUCUUUCUCUCUUACAACUAACUGUCAGGCCCCAUGGCCAGCAGGAUAGGCCCCGUGGGUGCAGGAGGUCAGGGGCUCUUUAAACACUCUCAUAAAUAAAAUACAAAAAAAAUAUGAUUGAUAUACAUACAUGGAAAGUAACUCUACUUUCCAAAACAAAAAGAAACCUAGAAGAGGGCUUCCCCGGUGGUGCAGUGGUUGAGAGUCCACCUGCCAAUGCAGGGGACGUGGGUUCGUGCCCCGGUCCGGGAAGAUCCCACAUGCCGCAGAGCGGCUGGGCCUGUGAGCCGUGGCCGCUGAGCCUGCGCGUCCAGAGCCUGUGCUCCGCAACGGGAGAGGCCACAACAGUGAGAGGCCCGCGUACCGCAAAAACAAAACAAAACAAAACGUAGAAGAGGCCUUCUGGCUUUCACAGCAUGGCCUGAGCGGAUAGUGGGCUGACCUGGGGCUGCCAUUCCCUUUAUUCAGGCUUUUACACUGAGCCGACUCUAUAUUCAGGGCUAGAGCUGUUGUGCCAGUGCUUCGUCUGCAGCCCGUCCCAGUGCACAGUUGUGGUGAGGCCGCAGCACGUCAGGGAUUAUCCCAGGGUCCCUGUUGCUGUCUGGUGGGGGAUUGGGGUGCACAUCCCACCCUGAAGAUCCGUCUCUGAGACCCACGUGCAGGACCUCUGUCUUAGCUUCGGUUUCUCUCAUGGGUUGAAUUGUGUCUCCAGAGCCAGCCCCACCCCCUCACCUCCCAGAAUUCAUAUGGGAAAGUCCUAACCUCCAGUGCUUCAGAAUACGACUUCAUUUGGAGAUUGAGUCUUGACAGCGGUAAUCAAGUGAAAAUGAUGCCAUUAGGAUGAGCCCUAAUCCAGUGCAACUGGUGGCAAAUUUAGGCCCAGAGACAGACAUAGAAGGAAGGUGAUAAGAAGAGACAUGGGAGGAAGAUGGCCAUCUACCAGCCAAGGAGAGAGGCCUGCAACAGAUCCUUCCCUCACAGCCCUCAGAAGGAACCAGCCCUGCCAACACCUCGAUCUUGGACUUCCAGCCUCCAGAACUGCGAGAACAUAAAUUCCUGUUGCUCAGGCCGCCCAGUCUUAACUUUGUUACAGCAGUCCCCGCAAACUGCUACCGCAUCCAUGAGCGCAAGAGUCUGGGACUAGGCUUGGGGGCAGGUCUUUUGGAGGUGGAGUAAGGACUAGGGGCAUUACAAGGACUCCGACAUUAUUUUUCAAAUGGAAGCCUGAUUGCAACACGGCACAGCUUGUGUGAGUGUUCUGUUUACCCCUCCCAUCUGCACUGUAUCCCCUUGAAUGGUUCCUUAAGCUUAGACCAAGGUGAAUGGUGGACACGUGAACUCUAAGAAAUAAAAAUCAAAACAUGUCGUUAGUACUAUAUUUUCCUUUGCUUAGAACUUCAGUAUAUUAGAUGUAGGGAGAGCCUUAGUGAUGAUACGAUAAAGAAAUUGAGUUCUGAGUGAAUGUAGUCAGCUGGUUCAGUACUCUUGUUUUACAGAUGAGAAAAUCGACAGUGCUAGUUGAACUCUUUUUAUAAGAGGAAAAUGUGGCCUCAUUUUAAAUAAAAGUAA